Molecule: messenger RNA, 3075 nt
Organism: Oryzias latipes (Japanese medaka)
Lineage: Eukaryota; Metazoa; Chordata; Actinopteri; Beloniformes; Adrianichthyidae
Product: ras-like protein family member 11B
Molecular function (GO): GTPase activity; GTP binding
Source: RefSeq, a predicted model, not a curated record
UUAAAACCAAACAAAAGAUGAUUUUGCUGUAAAGGAAAAUGAUUCCAUGUUUUAGUGAAACAAUUCAGGGUCACAUCUUUAAAGUUUUGUAGUCCUAUAUUUUUUAUACCCCGUCCCGCCCACAACUCUACUCAAAGGUGGGUUUAGUGUCAAAAAAAACUUCAAGCAACAACAAAAAUCAACAAUUUUUAUAAAAGUCUUUUUGUCUUCAUCUACAGGAACAGAUUUUCUGCAGUUGACAAAUGUUUGUGUUUUAUCUGUGAAUGACUGACAGUCCGUCACAGAAAAAUCAAUGUUGGAUGGUUGAACCCUCUGUGACCUCUGAACCCUCACAAUUCUGUAUGUCCAGACUCUAUCUUUACAAGGUUUUCAUGUUCUUUAAAUCAACAAAAAUAUGUUUUACAAAUGAAUUCCGGAACAGCAAAAAUGAUUUCAAAGGAUGAACAGAGAGCAGGACAGGCUGACAUAAAAAAAUGUAACAUUUUGAGAGAAUAAAGAGGUCAAUCUGGGUCUGCAGAGACCACGCCAUGAUCUGGUGAUCUCUGCAGGGUGAUCCAUCCAUUCAUCAGUGAAUAGAUGGAUGAACGGAUACAUGGAUGGAUGGAGCUGCAGAGACUUUAAACCACCAGGGGGCAGUGCAGCACCGCUUCGUCUCCACAUCCAAUCCGGCAGUUUCUCCGUUUGAAGCAGAAAGUCAUCUUCAGCAGUUGGAACGACUUUAUUCAAAAGCCUCUGAUGAAAUACAGUGAUAAUCAUGGCGUCACUGGGACGGGUGUGCAAUACAAUCUGUGAGUUUCAAACAUAGCAAACGUGAAGGUUUUUCUCAUUUUCUUUUGCGCUGCUUCAAACAGAAAGUUAAACGCUUUAAUUAUAAAUGCUUUGAUUUGACAGGCAGUGAUUUCAGAUUCAUGGCUUCAUACCUGGAAAACCUUUGGACCUAAAUCUGUCAAAUUCACAUUUACCUCAUUGUGACUUUACAAAACUCAUCUGAUCCAUUAAAGUAAAUCGAUCCUGUUACUUUGAUAAAAAACAAAAAGUUAUUUUAAGACGUAAUUUUGACCAACAAUGAUCCUGAUGGAACAAAGUCUUUUGUUCUGUCUCUGAGGCCAAAGUCUGCUGGGAUCAUUCGGUUCUGUAUUUGGACACAGUACCUGCGGAUCUGCUCUGAGUGCUAAACAUGCUGGUUCCCCAAAGCUCUGACGUCAGUUAGGCAACAUCUCUGUACUGAAAACAUAAAACUGGCAAAAACUAUCUGUGCUAAAGACGAAGAAAAUAUUAAAUAGACUUUUGCAAAUCUAAAUCCUCUUUGCGCUUACAAUCCCGUCAGGUCACGUGUCACACUGCAACUUGCUGCAUGGGGGUGGUGAACAUUCAGGCCCAGAUCAUUUGGGGGAAACCAAACCAGGACUUUAUCAAUGAAGUAGAGUUAACGGCUCCCGAAAAAACAUGAUUAAACAAUCAGCAAAGUCCCUGAAGUCUAAAAAGUCCUGAUUGAGUUACAUAAUGUUUGUGUAAACCUGACAUCUUUGCAUGCGUGGACAUUCAAAGUUAUUCCAUCGUGCUAUUAAAUGUGUUCCCGCCACUCCGGACUGUCCUCGGUGAUGAAGACCAAAGCUGGAUGUGGUCCCCACAAAACCAGAUAAACAAACACACACAUCCACACACCAGCACUCAGAUCAAAUCUCUCCACCAACCAAGAGCUUCAGUCUGUCUGAAGCCCCGCCCCCACGGAGUAUAUAAGGAGCAGGACCAACAGACUGUUGAUCUACAGCAGCAAAACAAGAAGUAAGUCCUGAUGGUGGUGGAGGAGAAAAGCCGUGUGGAGGCGAUGGAGGGAAACCAGCAGAGGAUGGAAGUAAACAUCCUGCUGAUGGGAGCACAUAAUGUUGGCAAGACUGCUCUGACCGUCCGUUUCCUCACCAGGAGAUUCAUCGGAGAGUACGGAGACAUGGAGUCAGUUUACAGUCGGAUGGAGAGAAUCCACGGUCAGGAAAUAUGCAUCAACAUCUGGGACUCACAGGUCGGUGAGAAAAGCUGCUGGGUCAGCGAAAAGCAGCUUCAGUGGGCGGAUGGGAUGAUCCUGGUCUAUGACAUUUGCGACCGCGGCAGCUUUGAUGCGGUUCGGCAGCAGCUGCAGCUCGUCCGGCGCAGCAGGAAGCCGGCGUCCUGCCCGGUCGUCAUUGUGGCAAACAAGCGAGACCUGCAGCAUCACCGUAGGGUCUCCGGCGAGGAGGGCCGGUUGCUGGCUCUGACACAGGGCUGCUGCUUCUUCGAAGUGUCGGCCGCAGAGACGUACCACAGCGUCCUGCUGGUAUUCCACCGGCUGGUGGACCUGGUGAGGGAGACUCGAGCGCUCAGGAAGAGCUCAGCCGGCGUCAGGGGCAUCGUCAGGAGCAUGUCUGCAGUGUUCGGGAAGAAACGAGCUGAAUGAGUCUGACAGCCAUUUCACGGAAUCAAAGAACAUUAGACCAACUGCUGAGACUUUCUGAGAUAAUCUGAGGACGAGAAGAACUAAAGAAAGUUGAAGAAGGUGUUUUUUUGUGGUUUAAAUGUUUGGAAAGUUGGUAAAAGCUGCACAAAUGUGUGUCGUUGCUUCAGGGACAAUGACUGAAAAACAGAGGAAGAAAUGAUUGAUGGAGUUCAGGACAACUUCACAGGUGGAACCAGCAGGUCUGAAUCCACAGCUUAAACCAGAGGAAAGGAUGAACAGAAACCCGACUGACUGUUUUCUAGUUUGUAACAAUAAUCUGUUGUUUUCAUUUCUAUGAAUUGUUGACUGUUUUCUUGGUGUGUUUUUAUCUCAUUUUUUUGCUGAUUGAGAUUUGGAAUGUAUUAGUUCCUUUCUCAAAAGAUUUAGUUCAGUCGUGACAAAACUUGUUAAAGUUAACAUUUUAACUUUAAGAACAUUAACACUUAGCUAUGAAGAAGCCAUGUGCUCUGGGAUAAACCUGCUGUUUCACCAUAAAUGUGACGUGUCAUAUAUGUUUGUGUGUGGUUCAUGUUGUACAUGUGUAUGUCAGAUAAAUGCAGAAACGAAACGUUAUUAUAAAAAUAAAUAAGAACAAUGACAGUAAC